Messenger RNA from Cimex lectularius (bed bug), 2231 nucleotides. RefSeq names its product geranylgeranyl transferase type-1 subunit beta (gene betaggt-I). Gene Ontology annotation, biological process: protein geranylgeranylation. Gene Ontology annotation, cellular component: CAAX-protein geranylgeranyltransferase complex. The transcript has 8 exons. Bases 182 to 1237 code for a protein of 351 amino acids. The record is from RefSeq and is a predicted model, not a curated record. Gene Ontology annotation, molecular function: CAAX-protein geranylgeranyltransferase activity. Lineage: Eukaryota; Metazoa; Arthropoda; Insecta; Hemiptera; Cimicidae.
AAUCUGGCGGAUAACCUCUCAUCCGGCGUUACCUUCCCGGUCCUUUCUCUUAUCAAUCACGUCCUCAGUACUUUCAAGUUUCACGUCUGCCUGGUGGGCCGUGGGGUAAAAAUGCCAAAGUAAACGCCGGUCUUACUUCAGGUCAACUGCAGAUUUCUCUUCGACUUCCUGACCGGCCGAGAUGUUCCCCGAAGUCAGGCCUCUUCUUCGGGAGAAGCACGUCAGGUUUUUCAAGCGGUUCAUCAUCACGCCUCCUUUCCUGAAAAACCAUGAUAAUACCAGAAUAAGCAUUCUGUUUUUUUGUGUAUCCGGUCUUGAAGUACUAAAUGCUUUGGACAAGGAGAUUAACGAUGACCUCAAAAAGGACAUAUGCAACUGGAUAUACAGGUUGCAAAUUUUGCCCGACCUUGAUGGAAACACAGACAAAUGCGGAUUCCAAGGCAGUGAUACAUUUCAUAUCAUGCUGGAUCAUGGUAUCUCGCAUUGCAACUCGGAAUUUGCCACAGGCCACCUUGCUAUGACUUUCUGCAGCCUUUCAGUUCUGCUGCUCCUUGGCGACGAUUUCUCCCGCCUCAACAGAAACGCCAUCUUGAAAGGCGUCGGAUCCCUUCAACAAGAAGACGGCUGUUUCUCAGCCGUGCAUUUCGGUAGUGAAAAGGACAUGAGGUUUGUUUACUGUGCCUGUUGCAUUUGCUACAUCCUGAAAGACUGGUCUUUCGAUAUUGAUAAAACAGUUCGAUAUAUUCAAAAAAGCAUGUCAUACGAUUAUGGCUAUGGGCAAGGUCCCGAUUUAGAAUCACAUGGAGGUGUGACAUUUUGUGCUGUCGCUUCUCUCUUUUUAAUGGGAAAGCUUGAUACAACACUUUCUCAAGAACAGCUCCAAGGUCUGAGGAAAUGGGCGUUGAUGAGACAGGAAUUUGGCUUCCAGGGCCGCGCGAACAAACGUCAUGACACCUGUUAUUCUUUUUGGGUCGGAGCUACACUUAAAAUUUUAGACUUUUAUGAUAAAACAGACUACGAUAAAAACAGAGAGUUUGUACUUUCAACUCAAGACAAUCUUAUAGGAGGAUUUUCUAAAUGGGUCGAUUAUACUCCCGAUCCCCUGCAUACAUAUCUCGGUUUGGCAGGGCUCAGCUUCAUAGGAAAGGACGACCUUCUCGAGAUACAUCCAGCACUCAAUAUAAGCAGUCGUGCUGUCAACUUUCUGCACAAGCUUCAAAACUCAUGGGUAUCGUGAAAAAAACCCCAAGCUGAUUGAAAAACAACUCGGAUUACAGUUGUUACACAUUCCUAAAACACCGAUUGUGCACAGAAUGUAACUUAGGUCUAUGUUUGUACAUAAUGAGAAUGUUUAUAGCUUUUAAUUUUUAUGUUAUUGCGCAUUUUUAAGAAUUUUAUAACUGUUCCUGUUUGUAACCAAUGUUUUUAUUUAAUUAUUUUUUUCUAUAUUAUAAAACAGUGUGUGUUGUUUUAAUUAAUAUAAGAAAAAUAUAUACAUAUAUAUUGCAUAUAUUUCUUGUUUGAUAGGAACAAUUUUGUCAUAAAGUUAAAAAUAUCAUCUGAAUUUCCUUGAUUAUGGCAAAAUACCAAAUCCCAAAUUAUGAACUAAUAAAACUAAUAAAUCUCUUUAAAUGCAACUAUUCAAAAAUAAAACAUGAAAAUAAAGUAAUGAAUUAAAGUUAAAGCUUUUGGUAAACCAAUAUACAUACAUUUGUCAGAAAAUAGAAUCUGGUAAGUUUAACCGUUAUAUAACUAGAAAACUUUCAGGUAAAGCACAAACAAAAGAAAAGCAUUGUUAAUCAACUGCACUGAAAAAAGUAAGAUCACUACUUCUUUCUAUAAUAUUUUAAGACUAAUAUAUAACUGCUAACAAACAGCCCAAACAGAUUUAUGUUAUUAACUAUUUUUUUGGUUUCAAGAAUGCAGAAAAAACUAUUUUCUUUAUUAUUUAUAUUAGCAUUAAAAUUGAUGUACGUUAAUUAAACAAAGUUUUAUUAGUGGUUUUAACUAGACAGUGAAGCUUUAGGAAAAAUCAUAAAUCAAAGCCAAAUAGUUUAAUUUUGUGUGGAACAUUUGAAGUUUUUUAGACACUGAGUAUUUUUCUCAUUGGAGAGAAAUGUGCCAAAAACUGAAAACUGUGAUUUAUGCUACACAAGAUCACAAUCUGUUGUAACAUCAAUUGUUUUUAUAUGUACCAGAAUCAAAUAAAAGAUUUUAAUGCAAUUUUAUAA